GUUGUAGAGAAAAACGGGAACAAGAGGGAGACGGAGGGAAAGCAGGAGGAGAGUUUGGUGUCAGAAUGAGUCGGCAACAUAACAGUCCAGCGAUGGAAAGCACUGAUCGAUAGCUCGGUAGGUGACUAGAUAUAUUACUAUUAUCAGUUAGAGAGUGGAUGUCGGCUGUGCGUGAAGAAGAAAGAAGAAAAGCAGGAGAAACAUGAGUCGGCAGCAGCAGCAGCAGCCCCAGGGAGUGGUUUUAACGGGUUACCACAGCAACGCGGAACUGUUGCCGAAAAGUGGACUGUGUGCUCCCAGCGGGCCGCCAGCCCAGGACCCCGGGUCCACAGAGCCCAGCCGCAGAACAGGCCACUACACUAUUCAGCAGAACCAGAACACACAUCAUGUAGACAGAUAUGGGCCUUCCACUACCACCAGUAGUACUAAAACCACCAGUACUGACCAAUCGUCACUACCCAACCCAAGCCUGGCCGCUUGCUCUCAGCCCUACUCCAGCACUAAGCCAGGCUCCAGCCCCAAACCAGGCUCCAGCCCCAGGCACAGUCCCAUUUCCAGGUUCAGACCUCGGCCCACAUGUCAGCGCUGCAACUCUCAGGACUCUCUGGACGAGCUUGAGAUGGACGCCUAUUGGAAGGAGGUGGAGAAUAUCACUCGCUCAGGAGAAGGAGCAGGGAGCGGAGAAGGUGGAGGAGAAGGAGAAGUGCAGGAGGAGGAGCAGCAGAAAACUCCUGAGGAAGGUGAACAGGAGGAGGCGUGGCUUACAGAGGCGGGGCUAGCACGGCUGUUUGAUGAUUCACUGGCAGCUGACCUGGAUCAGGAAGAAGACAGCGCAGUGUUCCUGUCUACUCUGACCAGAACUCAGGCGGCCGCUGUGGAACGUCGUGUGGCAUCACUACAGCAGACUCUACGUCGACGCAACCGGCAACAUGUUCCUGAUGUUAGGGAUAUAUUCAGACCUCCUGAAAAGGAUGAGGAGCCGAGUAAACUCAAAGGGGGAAGUGAGAAUGGACGAAAAGAUGUCACUUCAGCUGAAGCAGAGACAGAACUGAACGUUGAAGUGGCGUUUUCAGAGCAGGCGCUCACAUACAAGGACAUCCACCAAAGGUUAAAGGUCACCACAAGCCCUAACUCACCUGACGACAAACUACCGAACUUUAAGCUGCUCCGAGAUAAAACAGGUCAGACGCGAAUAGGAGAUCUGUCUCCUCUGGAUAUGAAAAAGGUGCGUAGACUGGUGUUGGUGGAGAUGACUGCUCUGUUUGACACUGCCGGGAUAGACGUGAAGGCUCACAAAGCUGUCAAAGUUAAGACUAAAGAAACUGGUCUGUUUGGUGUUCCCCUUGCCACUUUAUUGGAUCAGGACCAGAGGCGGGCUCCUGUGACCAAAGUGCCAUUCAUACUGCAGAGGCUUAUCAGUCAUAUUGAGGAGGAAGGAUUAGACACAGAGGGGCUGCUACGGAUCCCUGGAGCGGCCACUAGAGUCAAGACGUUGUGCCAGGAGCUCGAGUCCUCUUUCUAUGAUGGGAUGUUCUCAUGGCAACAGCUGAAACAGCACGAUGCUGCAAGCCUUUUGAAGCUGUUCAUCAGGGAGCUACCCCAUCCUUUACUGACUGUGGAAUACCUCAAUGCAUUUAUUGCUGUCAACAAGCUACCCACAAAGAAGCAACAGCUGCAGGCUUUGAACCUGCUGGUCCUUUUGUUACCUGAGGCCAACCGGGAUACUUUGAAGGCGCUUGUGGAGUUCUUCCAACGUGUCAUUGACCAUCAGGCCAAGAAUAAGAUGACCCUCAACAAUGUCUCUGUUGUCAUUGCACCCAACAUCUUCAUGUUCAAAGGCUUUCGCUCCAAGGUGACUGAACAACAGGAGUUCUCCAUGGCAACAAGCACGGCCAACAUCGUCCGGCUGCUGAUUAGAUACCAGAAUCUUCUAUGGACAAUUCCCAAGUUCAUUGUGACUCAGGUCAGAGAACAAAACAUGGAAAGUCACCGGAAACAAAAUAAAGAGCGAGCUGUAAGGAAGCUGCUGAAGAAGAUAACUACCGACAAACCAUCUGAUAAAGCUGCCCCAGAGGAGAGUUCACAAGGAUUCAUUAGAGUCCAAGCACCACAGUUCAGUAAAGUCUCCAUGGCAAUUCAGCUUACUGAAAAGCUGCAAGCUGCUGAUGUAUUAACACGCUUCCUCAGCCAGGACAGUUCCAUGGCAGUGAAACAAGAAGAGCUGUGUCUCUAUGAGAUUGGUGGGAACAUCCAGGAAAGAUGUCUAGAUGGGGAAACAUAUAUGAAAGACCUCUUCCAGCUCAACCCUACAGCAGAAUGGGUCAUCAAAACUGUACAGCGAUAAACUCCUACCAUCAUGCCCUGCUACAUGCUGGACUGCUCCACAUUUAUUUCACCACUGUGUCCUGCUGAGAAGAGACGUUUGGUUGGCCCUGAAACUGCCAAAAAAUACAAGUAGGCUAGUCCAAUUUUAAACCAAUGAAACCUAUCAGGUUUGGUGAAAUCUUUGUGGAAAUAUUGUAUAGUAUAUUUUUUAUCCACUUAGCUCAACAAACAGAUUUUCAGACAUGAAAAAAGGGCAAUUACGUGCAUACAUUUCCAUUUUUCCCAACCUGCCUUAUGGUCUUUUCAGACGGGGAGCAAUUGACUCGCCUAAUUAUUAUAUUAAAAGACCUUUAUGCUACAGUUUGGAUUUCAGCUAGCCUACAGUAUCAGACAGUCGUGCAGGUGAAAGAAAACCUCUGGAGUCCUGACAGACCACUCUUGUACUGUGGUGGAAAUAUACCAUUUCUCCCAGUUUGUCACAGUACUUGAGCCACAACAUUGUGAUUCUUAAUUAUUAUGUGAUACUGUAAGUAUUGCAGUUGUAUACUGUGAUUUUUUUUUUUGCCACUAAUCACUUUGUUGUUUCUGCUGUGAUAAGCUGAAUUAAUACAUUUUUGGACAAUAAAAUAUCAAAAUUCUUAAAAAUAACGAAUCAAUUACAUAACAAAAAAAAGUAAGUUCUAUUUUCUGUACAACUAACUUUGAGAGUAUUGGCUUUUAUUUAUUUAUAUUUUCAUUAUAAGCCCUAAAAAGUAAAUAUUUGGUCACCAUAUUGAAUGUUUAUAUAUCAAAGCACUUAACCAGAAGGGAAUGAACAUGGGGAGUGAAUGGCUGUAGCGGAGCGGUGAAUAAUUACUACUGUAGUGUAAGUUGUAUGUGAGGGAGGGGGGCCCUUUAUGUGGCAGGCCUCGACUGCUAACCAGGAAACUCAAUGAUGACAUCACUGUUUUUAUGGUACAUUAAUAUUCCUGUACUUUGUAACUUUUUAAACCAUAGUUGAGUUGAGAUGUUUUGAGGUUGUUAAUGUGUGAAUCCAUCUUCAAGAACUGCUACUCACCAGUGUACAAGAAAAGGAAAUGUGUACUGUAUAUAUAGUAGCCUGUGUGUAAGCUCGGAUGGAAUUCAUCAAGUCAAUUACCUUACGAGUUGUGCACCAAAGACUUGAUCAUUUUAAAGAUAUGUUGGAUUCUUAAGCAAUAAUUUGAAAUAAAUAAAUUGUUGAUGUAUACGUGGCCUUCAUAAAUGAUACAUUCUCACAUGAUGGGUUGCAAAGGUAUCUGGACACCAAUACCUUUGGCUUUUGCUGUUUUGAUUUUGGCUCUGUACUCUUCACAGUCUGGGUAUCCGUUGUAGAAAAUCUCCAUUUUAUCUUUUUGGCACAUAGCUGUAUUUCUCUUGGCUUUCAGCAAAAGUCUAAUAUGAUCCUGUGCUGUUUCUCACAGUUUCAACGGCCUGUGGAGGAUCAUAUCUGCACCACAAAUUCAAACAUUACGGAUGUUUCUCUUGUGGAAAGCUAUGGAGUGUUAACAACAAAUUACUGUUUGAAAUGUUUUAUGAACUGAGUCACUCCCUGCCUUGUAUUAUCUUGUUUACUGUGAAUGCUUGUGGGUUUUUCCAAAUAAUGAUGUCUUUGUCUUAUUACUGCCUCUCAAAUGACCACUAAAACAGCCUGUAAAUAAACAUGCCGUUUUUAAUUA
This is a messenger RNA of Micropterus dolomieu (smallmouth bass), 4022 nucleotides long. It is a transcript of the gene arhgap18, whose product is annotated as Rho GTPase activating protein 18. The transcript is spliced from 18 exons. Gene Ontology annotation, cellular component: cytoplasm. Lineage: Eukaryota; Metazoa; Chordata; Actinopteri; Centrarchiformes; Centrarchidae. Gene Ontology annotation, biological process: regulation of small GTPase mediated signal transduction; signal transduction; regulation of actin filament polymerization. Bases 203 to 2344 code for a protein of 713 amino acids. The record is from RefSeq and is a predicted model, not a curated record. Gene Ontology annotation, molecular function: GTPase activator activity.